AUGGGUAAUGUUGGUUUGCUGUUGAUGUUGACGAUGAAUUUAGUAGUAAUCACAGGAGGAGGAAAGAGCUCAGCGUCAGCAUCACAUCGAUGUCGACUCGUUGACGAUGACAAGGACGAUAAAGAUGGAGGGAGGAAGACGACGAUAAGAAUGAUGAAAGUUGGGACGAAGGACACAAAUGGAUCACAACAACAACAACAACAACAACAGCAGCAGCAACGUCAAUAUCAUUAUCAUUAUCAGUAG
This is a messenger RNA of Brugia malayi, 246 nucleotides long. RefSeq names its product transcriptional activator RF2a, putative. The transcript has 2 exons. The coding region runs from base 1 to 246 and encodes 81 amino acids. The record is from RefSeq and is a predicted model, not a curated record. NCBI's taxonomy places the organism in Eukaryota, Metazoa, Nematoda, Chromadorea, Rhabditida, Onchocercidae.